Molecule: messenger RNA, 1229 nt
Organism: Mesoplodon densirostris (Blainville's beaked whale)
Lineage: Eukaryota; Metazoa; Chordata; Mammalia; Artiodactyla; Ziphiidae
Product: ubiquitin carboxyl-terminal hydrolase 12
Exons: 7
Coding region: 217-1152 (311 amino acids)
Biological process (GO): protein deubiquitination
Cellular component (GO): cytosol; nucleus
Molecular function (GO): cysteine-type deubiquitinase activity; cysteine-type endopeptidase activity
Source: RefSeq, a predicted model, not a curated record
UGGGGCCCGCGGCAGGGAGUGCCGGAGCGCCGGCGGCGACGACGGCAGCGGCGGCUGAGCAGGCUCGGUGCCUGGGUCCGCGGCGCCUCGGGGUCCGCCCGCUGGCUGCGGUGCGAGCGGGCGAUCCGGCUGCCCUCCUCCCCCGCCCGCCGCCGCCGCCGCCGCCGCCGCCGCCGCCGCCGCCGCUGUGAUUGGGUGGAAGAUGGCGCUGGGCGGAUGGAAAUCCUAAUGACAGUCUCCAAAUUCGCCUCCAUCUGUACCAUGGGCGCCAAUGCCUCGGCAUUAGAGAAAGAGAUUGGUCCAGAACAGUUUCCAGUCAAUGAGCACUAUUUUGGAUUAGUCAACUUUGGGAAUACUUGCUACUGCAAUUCAGUUCUUCAAGCACUUUAUUUUUGUCGUCCAUUUCGGGAAAAAGUUCUCGCGUACAAGAGUCAACCUAGGAAGAAGGAGAGUCUUCUUACGUGCUUAGCAGACCUCUUCCACAGCAUCGCUACCCAGAAGAAAAAGGUUGGAGUCAUACCUCCUAAGAAGUUCAUAACAAGGCUACGGAAAGAAAAUGAGCUUUUUGACAACUACAUGCAGCAAGAUGCCCAUGAAUUCUUAAAUUACCUACUAAAUACAAUUGCUGAUAUUUUACAAGAAGAGAGAAAGCAGGAAAAACAAAAUGGUCGUUUGCCCAACGGUAAUAUUGACAGUGAAAAUAACAACAGCACACCAGACCCAACGUGGGUUCAUGAGAUUUUUCAGGGAACAUUAACUAAUGAAACCAGAUGUCUUACUUGUGAAACUAUAAGCAGCAAAGAUGAAGAUUUUUUAGACCUUUCUGUUGACGUGGAACAAAACACAUCCAUUACUCACUGCUUAAGGGGUUUUAGCAACACAGAAACUCUAUGCAGUGAAUACAAAUACUACUGUGAAGAAUGCCGCAGCAAACAGGAAGCACACAAACGGAUGAAAGUUAAAAAGCUGCCCAUGAUUCUAGCUCUGCAUCUGAAAAGAUUUAAAUAUAUGGAUCAACUUCAUCGAUAUACAAAACUUUCUUACCGGGUAGUUUUUCCUUUAGAACUUCGUCUAUUUAACACUUCAGGCGAUGCAACCAAUCCUGACAGAAUGUACGACCUCGUGGCCGUCGUGGUUCACUGUGGAAGGUAACAGGGCCGUGGGCCAUGCUGGCAAGAUGCUCAGUGGUGGGCAAGUGCACGCACAGGAUGCUCGUGAGCCACUCAGAC